Molecule: messenger RNA, 789 nt
Organism: Phycomyces blakesleeanus NRRL 1555(-)
Lineage: Eukaryota; Fungi; Mucoromycota; Mucoromycetes; Mucorales; Phycomycetaceae
Exons: 7
Coding region: 1-789 (262 amino acids)
Biological process (GO): U6 snRNA 3'-end processing
Cellular component (GO): nucleus
Molecular function (GO): 3'-5'-RNA exonuclease activity
Source: RefSeq, a predicted model, not a curated record
AUGCAAGGAUUAGUAGAUUAUGAUUCUGAAUCAAGUGAUGAAUAUUUACGCACACCAGCUUCUUUAAAACGCUCUAACUCGGAAGACACAUCACCUCGCAAGCGGCAAGUUAUGCCACCCUUGCCAGAUUUUUUCAAAUCAGUCAAAACAAAAAUAUCCAAGGAAUCUUCAGCACAGCUAGAUGCUCCGUCUAUAAAGCCUUUUAGAGAAGACAGCUGGGCAACACAUGUGUUUAUUAAAGUUGAUAUUGGUAAAGAAAUGCAAAACAUACUUCGAGUUCUAUUGGAUCAGAACAAGGCAGACAUUGAAGAGUCUGACAGAAUAAUCUCUGUUCCUGAUCAGGGGAAGCCACUCCAUAUUAGCUUGAGUCGCUGUGUAGUAUUAAGAACACAUCAGUUGCAUACAUUUGAAUCAAGCAUCAGAAAGCAUUUAAAGGAUGUACAAAAAUUUUUCAUAUCUUUUGCCAAUCUUUCAAUAUUAACAAACGAUACUGGGAAAGCAUCAUUUCUAACAGCUGAAGUAGGAGCUGGGUACAAUGAGCUAUUAAAAUGUCUUUCGGCUGUAGACAAAAUAGUUGAACGUUUCAAGCACCCUGUUUUUUACCAGGCAGGUCCACCUCGAUUUCAUGCGAGUCUUGUACGCGCGAACACUUCUGAUCUUUUACAAAAAGCAUUAAAAGAAAUCCCGGAAGACUUGGUUGAGGAUUUGCGUCCAGUUAGCACCAGCGUCACGAAAAUUUAUAUCAAUAUGGGAAAUAAUAUUGAAAAAGAGAUCAUUUUGAAAACUUGA